This is a messenger RNA of Callorhinus ursinus (northern fur seal), 3632 nucleotides long. The record is from RefSeq and is a predicted model, not a curated record. Lineage: Eukaryota; Metazoa; Chordata; Mammalia; Carnivora; Otariidae.
CAGGUCAUUUAUUCCUUGGGAAGGGAAAUGAUUAGUUCUUGGGCCUCCCAAGCCUCUGGAGAUCUGUUCUCCUUGGCAUCAAGAUUACAGGCUGCUCCUGGCAGAAAUAGUGGUUGAUUCCUGAUUUACUGGAUUUAUUCCCUGUUUACAGACUUGUUUCCUCUUGGCCUGCGUGGAUUGGCCUAGAUUUAAGGGCAUGCCUUUGAUGGUAUAGGGCUUUACCUCCAUAUAGAUCAUCUUGUCUAAUCCUAGCAGUACUCCUGUGAAAUUGCCAAAGUGGCUGAGGAAAUUGAAACUCAGACAGUUUAAGGCUUGUUCAAGGACUAAUACGUCUGAACUUGAAUCUAACUUGACUCUAAAUCUGGUAUUGUUCCCAACAUACCAUGGUGCUUUCUUUCGUUUCCUUGGCAACUCUGACAUUAGACCAAGAAGUCCCCUUUGGUGGGGCCAUUGUAUCGUUUCACUGCUGAGGGCUGUUGGUGUCAUCUGCAGUGUUUAAUCUUGGGGUAUAUCGGCGUGAAGCAGUCAAGUCCUAUAAGUCCUACGACUUCUUCCGGCACGACAAUGAGGAGGCCAUGAAGAUCCGCAAUGUGCUCUGGUGGCGCUGGAAGAUGUGAAGGCAUACCUCACUGAGGAGAGCGGGCAGAUCGCGGUGUUUGAUGCCACCAAUACGACUAGGGAGAGGAGGGACAUGAUUUUGAACUUUGCCAAGGAGAAUUCCUUCAAGGUAUUCUUUGUGGAAUCUGUCUGUGAUGAUCCUGAUGUCAUUGCUGCCAACAUCCUGGAGGUAAAGGUGUCGAGCCCUGACUACCCUGAAAGAAACAGGGAGAAUGUGAUGGAGGACUUCCUAAAGAGAAUUGAGUGCUACAAAGUCACCUAUCGACCCCUUGACCCAGACAACUAUGACAAGGAUCUUUCUUUCAUCAAGGUGAUAAAUGUGGGCCAGCGAUUUUUAGUGAACAGAGUCCAGGACUACAUCCAGAGCAAGAUAGUCUACUACCUCAUGAAUAUCCACGUGCAGCCUCGCACCAUUUACCUUUGCCGGCAUGGAGAGAGCGAAUUCAACCUCUUGGGGAAGAUUGGGGGUGACUCGGGCCUCUCGGUGCGGGGAAAGCAGUUUGCCCAGGCUCUAAGGAAGUUUCUGGAGGAACAGGAGAUAGCAGACCUCAAAGUGUGGACGAGCCAGCUAAAGAGGACUAUCCAGACUGCUGAAUCCCUGGGUGUGACCUAUGAGCAGUGGAAGAUUCUGAAUGAGAUCGAUGCUGGCGUGUGUGAGGAGAUGACCUAUGCGCAGAUUGAGAAGCAGUACCCGGAUGAGUUCGCACUUCGAGAUCAAGAGAAAUACUUGUAUCGGUACCCUGGUGGGGAGUCGUACCAGGACCUUGUGCAGCGGCUGGAGCCCGUCAUCAUGGAGCUGGAGCGGCAGGGCAACGUCCUCGUCAUCUCCCACCAGGCUGUCAUGCGCUGCCUGCUGGCCUACUUCUUGGAUAAGGGUGCAGAUGAGCUACCAUACUUGAGGUGCCCCCUCCAUACCAUCUUCAAACUUACUCCUGUGGCCUACGGAUGUAAAGUGGAAACAAUUAAACUCAACGUGGAGGCUGUGAACACUCACCGUGACAAGCCAACCGCAGAGACCGGGUUGGCUGUGCACAGGCACUCUUCUUCAGCGUCCCUCACAUCGCUUUGCUGAUGAUGUGAAGGCUGAGGCCAGACCUCUCGAAGAUCUACCACAAAGCUUGGGAUGGCAGCUCCACAGGGGCUCCAUCAGGAAGUUAAGCUGGGAUUGGACAUUUGGAGCCACCAAAAUGAGGCCUGGAAAAACAUUACAUUUCUUCCUGUCGUACCUAAUGGGAAUAUCUUACACGGGGUAACUUAACUUCCCUCUGCCUCAAAACAUCUAACGGCCUGAACUGAUCAGUGUGUAUUGUCUCUUUGCUGGGUGUGACCCCAGUUGGCCAGUCUUGUUCUGUUUCAGCAUUUAACUUCCUACUUGCAAUUGUAUCCCUGGCGGCCUGUUCUUUUCUGAAAUGCAAAUGCACCUCUUCAGAUUUGUUUCCAAGUUGAGAGGGCUGCAUUGCAGCAAGCAUGUUCUGUGCUGUAAGAGCUGGUCUCUGCGUCCAUUCCAGCCGGGCAGGCUAGAGGACAAUACACAUAUGUUAGGCGUCCCUUUUUGUCACGUUGGAAACAAGAGACAAAUUCACCAGGUGAGUGGAGGGUAUCUGAGAAAUUCAGUCGCUGAAAUGUCUCUUCUGCGGUAAUGGAAGAGCAGUGUCAGCCACCUUUUCAUGUAGAGAAGUUUUUCCUUGUUCCAGGCCCUGUAAGGGCAGGAUCUGACUGCAAGACUCCCCAGAAUGGGUCCCCAUCUUCAAAGUACUCUUUUCCUGAGUAGCUACUGUAUUUCCUACCUGAUGCUGUGUCCCCUCACAGUGGCAGAGGGAAAUGUCGUUCUCCAGUGGUUGGGAAUGAGGGCUGGAGAGAAAAGUAGGGCACCAUUGACAUUACCUGAAGAAGUAAAGAGGGUUCCUUGGGAAUCAACUCUACCAGGGAGUUCUUGCUUCAGACCAGGUGCAGGGGCACAUGACUUUCUGUGGGGUUUAUCACUAUGAUGUGGUCUCUACAAAAGCUGUGGCUGUGCCUUCGAGAGCAGCGGGUCUUCUGAUGCCUGCCUCUUAGCUAAUUGUCACUGGUGGGGUCUCCUGGUCUCUUAUGUAUAGAACACUACGGGGGGAGGGCAAGGGAGACAUGAGUCCUUGAGGGGUCCGUCAUUUGGCUUCCUGUAAAGAUAAGCCAGGUAAUUCUCUAGAUCAAUGUGAUUCUCUGUCGGUGUGAUUUUAACAUGUCACAACUCCAAAGGAGGGUAUAGAAGCUCCAAAGGAUAAAUAUCUUACAAGCAAAAUUCUUUUUUUUUUUUUUUUUUUGGGUAAGGAUAGUAAGUUUUUUAGCUUUUUAAAUAAUUUUUCCCUUUCAUGCAGAUACCCACUUGCUGGGCAAGAGGGUACGUAACAAGAAGAGUAAUGAAAUGCAGCUUUUCCCAAAUGGUUCUUUUAUACUGUGGAUGAUACGGGGCUCCAUUACCUAAGAUGUGAUGAGCUGGGCUGCAGGCAGUUCAGCAUCCGGCAACCAGGAGCUUAUUUUAUACGCACAAAGCUGCCUUCCGAAAGGCUCCUGACUCUGCUCUUAGCAGGGGAUUUUCACCUGGCCGUUUGUAGCAUGUGGUACUGUCAUCAUUUUGUUCUUGUGCUGCGGGUUUCUUUCUGCAUCUAAACGCAGUGUCUUGAUGAUCAGAUAAUAUUUUUAUUUAGUUAUUUAUUCAUCCAUAUGAGAUUUUUAAGUCCCAUAUUAGUGUUUGCAUGUGUUUGAUCAGAAUGUAAGAUAAUUGGUGUUGUCUGGUUUUUGGUAGAAAUUUAGGUAGUUUGAGAUUUUAAGUGUGAUGUCCAUAGUAUUACCUUAAAUUAAAUUUCCAAGGUCUAGGUAUCUGUCUUCUGUAAAAGGAUGAUAACUGUGUUAAGGCACAAUGGAUUUCUUUUGAGUACUUUUUUUUUCUCAUUUAUUUUUGUUAUAAGUAUCAACCAAGAGGUGCAUAUCUCUGGAGAGAAGUUUAUCUCCUGGAUAAAUAAAAUCAUGCUAAAAUA